AUGGAAUUAUAAUUAAGUUCGAUAAUUUUGAUUUCACAAUUUCAAACAUAGAAUAGAUUUAUAUCAAUAGGCAAAUUAAGAAUUAGAGACAGAGAAUAUAUAUGAUUAAUUUUAUCAUUCGAAAAGGAGCUUGAAAAAAAUAAGAAUCAAAAAAGCUUUUGAAUAAUAAUUUUAAAUUGAAGAAAAAUCGAGACAUGGAUAUGAAUAUUUUAAGUAGUAAUAAAUAGAAGACUUAAGUUUAGAGUUAAAUACAGACUUUUAUAUAAAAAAUAUCUAAUCAAAUAACUUUUAAUUUUUAAGACUUUUAGUGAAUAUUUAUAUAGUUGAAGCUAUUAAUUAUUUUUAUAAAUAAUAUAUAAGUGUCUUUAUAGAAAAAAUGUUUUAUUUAGAGCAAAUAAUUGAAUAAAUGAUAUUUAAUUAUAGAAGGAUGGAUUGA
This is a messenger RNA of Paramecium sonneborni, 436 nucleotides long. The record is from the annotation of a GenBank genome assembly. Lineage: Eukaryota; Ciliophora; Oligohymenophorea; Peniculida; Parameciidae.